AUGCCUCCCCCGCGAAGGAGAAACGGCGGUAACGACAGUGCCAGGACCACGGCAUUUGGGAGAGCAUACCCUAAUUUGCAGAGAGCCCUGUUGUUGUCAUGUGAAGUCGGUCCAUUUCUCCUCAUCGCCACCAUCUUGACGAGCGCUGGCAUUUGGAAACGGCCCAUGUGGCAGAGAGCGUUGCUGUGGCGAGCGGCUCUUUGGAGUUUCCUCUCAAGGUGGAUUCUCGUUGGUUGCGCCAUCACCUGGACUUGGAAUGAAUGGGGUCAGGAGGAACGGCGCGAGCAGACGGCAAAUGAUCUUCGACCGGAGCAACGCCAGAACGGAGAACAAGAGGGUCAGCCGCAGUGA
Messenger RNA from Fonsecaea nubica, 351 nucleotides. RefSeq lists its product as hypothetical. The coding region runs from base 1 to 351 and encodes 116 amino acids. Lineage: Eukaryota; Fungi; Ascomycota; Eurotiomycetes; Chaetothyriales; Herpotrichiellaceae. The transcript has a single exon. The record is from RefSeq and is a predicted model, not a curated record.